AUGCCGGGCAGCGAAGGCACCGUGUCUCAGCCCGGGGGGUACGAGGGCAGCAGCAUUAAGCCUUCCCCGGGAAUUUUCUUACUGGGGAACCCUUGGCACGGCCACCGGUCGUACUGCGUGCGGGGCCAGCGUCCAGCCGACCUCUGCCGAGGUGCUGCCAGCCCCCAGCCCGCUGAGCGGCACCGGCUACGUGAGCAUCGGCAGAUCAGCUUGAAGAAGCCUUGCUUGGGAAUAAUGAAUCUACAUGUGAAGUAUGAAUGGAAAUUCAUGGAAGAACUCAAAAGGCUCCAACACACCUUGGAACAGGUCAAUGAUGGCAAAGACUUGCUUCAAAGCCACCAGCUUGCCAUGGAUGAAGAAAAUAAUAUCGAAAAAUAUCAUAUCAACUUACAGCCCUUGGAAUCAAAAGUGAAAAUUAUCCAGCGAGCAUGGCGUGAGUACCUGCAGCGCCAGGACCUGCCACACCACGAGCAGCUGGACAAGCGCAGUCCGUCCCCACCAUCCCUCUCCUCGGACAAGAUGAGCAGGUCCAUCAGCAUGAACACCUUUUCCGACAGCAGCACACCGGUGAGUACAGCCUUGGGGCCCGUUUUCCUAUUUGUUGCCUUUCGUUGGGUUCCUUUCUAG
This is a messenger RNA of Haliaeetus leucocephalus (bald eagle), 627 nucleotides long. RefSeq names its product IQ motif containing J (gene IQCJ). The transcript has 5 exons. The coding region runs from base 1 to 627 and encodes 208 amino acids. The record is from RefSeq and is a predicted model, not a curated record. Lineage: Eukaryota; Metazoa; Chordata; Aves; Accipitriformes; Accipitridae.